This is a messenger RNA of Closterium sp. Naga37s-1, 789 nucleotides long. The record is from the annotation of a GenBank genome assembly. Lineage: Eukaryota; Viridiplantae; Streptophyta; Zygnematophyceae; Desmidiales; Closteriaceae.
AUGUCCGCGUCACAGGACGAUGCCCAUGGAACCACCGCACCUACCGCUGCUCCCGUUUCUGCAAACGCUGCGGUGCGUCGUCGUCGUGCAACGGUCGACAAUACCACUGCUCGCCGCUUAGACGUGAUAGAUCUCGACCAAGUGAUUGCCCGUGUUCCCGCACACAACACCCCGCUCAACGCCAACGACGACUCGCUGGCGUAUUUUGACGCCGGAGAAGUUGACUGUGACGUAGAAGACACUGCCGACGAAGAUACCGACCCUGCAAUGGCGACAGACAGGUCCCGCUGGGAGGCGCACGAGGUUAUGCAGCUGGCGUGGAUUCGCCACAACUACGACGCGCAGUAUCGCGGCCAGACCCGCCUGCAAGGGCAAAACCGGGACGUGAUGUUAUUCGAGAAGCUGCGGGAGCGCCACCCUGAAUUCCGCCACAAUCUGGCCGCCGUGAAGGCAAAGGUAUUCCGCAUGGAGGCGCAAUAUAGGCGUGUGGGGGAUCUACUGCUCAAUGCAUCAGGCAAGGGCCGCCCCCCGAAGCUGCCCAUCUUCUACGAUAUCUUCGACAGAAUUUUGGGCGAUCGCGCAAAUGCUCGUCCGCCCGCGCUUGCCGGUAGCCUGCCUGGCGCUAAUGUCGUGAACUUGCCGUCUACCAGCACCGUCGCAAGUAGCCGGCAACAGCGAUUCAAGACGCUGCAUCUGCAGCGCCAAUUCGGCCGAGGGCAAGGCUUCGCACCCCUUUGCGCCAGCGCACGGCAUCAUCGCCGAGUGGAUCCCCGUCGAACCCGCCGCUAA